CUUUUUUCCUUUUCUUACUUCUCUUCCGCAUUCUUCUCUUUUUUCUUUUUUCUCAUUUUUUCUUAAAAAAAAAAAAAGAUAUAAGAAACCAUGUUACGAAAUUCUACUUGGAGACUAGAUGAAACGAAUCUUGCCAACUUUGGUUCAGACUUGGAAAAACAACAUCGAAAGGAAGAAGGUGCUUUAGAAACAGCUUGGAAUUAUGAAGGUUCUCCUAUUGGUCAUGAACCUGGUAUUUGGAUCUGGCGUGUUCAAAACUUUACCUUGUUACCUGUGCCUACCAAACAAAUGGGACAAUUUUAUCAAGGAGAUAGUUAUGUUAUUCUUAAAACUACUACGAAGUCAGGGUCCGAUGCUUUGGUGCACAACAUUCAUUUCUGGCUUGGCAAAGAAACUACUCAAGAUGAAGCUGGUACAGCUGCAUACAAGACAGUGGAAUUAGAUGAUUUUUUGGAUUCUUUGGCAACUCAACAUCGUGAAGUUCAAAAACAUGAAUCUCGUCAAUUCAAAAGUUAUUUCAAAACAUUGACCUAUCUUCAAGGUGGAUUUGCUAGUGGAUUCAAUCAUGUGGAAGAAGAAGAAUUGCAUACACGUCUUUUACGGGUCCAUCGUCCUGAUUCUUUGGAAGGUACACGUACUCAUAAUGCCGUGGUCAUCUCGGAAGUACCUUUGAAAGCUUCUAGCUUGAAUGCGCAUGCAGUAUUUGUGCUGGAUACAGGUGAUGUAGUCUAUUCUUGGCAAGGAACACAAUCUCGUGGUAUUGAAAAGGCUAAGGCAGCUGAAUUCAUUGCUCAACUGAUCAGUGAACGCAAUGGCAAAGGCGAAACAGUCGUGAUAGAACAAAAUUCUGGUGGACAAAAAGCAUUUUGGGAUGCAUUAGGAUCUGCUGAAGAAGAAGAAGAACAAGUUGGACAAGAACAAGAUGAACAAGAUCAUGAUAUCAAGGAUGAAGGACGUGAACAUCGAUUACUUCGACUUCAUUCUGGUAUGUUUGGACGUUUGAAAUUGGAUUUGGUAGCACAAGGCAAGAUCAGCAAGGAUAUGUUCGACAGCAAGGAUGUAUUUUUAUUGGAUGUAUCACAUGAAGUGUUUAUCUGGGUGGGUCGUGAUGCCAGUCGUAAAGAACGUCGCUAUGGUUUACAAUAUGCUCAAGAUUAUCUCAAAGAAUCUGGUCUCUCUCCCUUCACACCGAUUUGUCAAUUGUUGGAAGGUGCUGAAGAUGAAUUAUUCGAAGCUCAAUUAGAAGGUUGGCAAGGAUGGUAAAUUAGUUAGUUGCAUUCAAUAAAUUGAUUGUUUUUUUUUUUUCUGUUAAAAAAAAAAAAGGAAGAGGACUGUUUAAGAGAGAGAGUUAUUUUAUCGUUUGAUACCUGUGAUUUUUU
This is a messenger RNA of Halteromyces radiatus, 1379 nucleotides long. RefSeq lists its product as uncharacterized. The transcript has 6 exons. Lineage: Eukaryota; Fungi; Mucoromycota; Mucoromycetes; Mucorales; Cunninghamellaceae. The record is from RefSeq and is a predicted model, not a curated record. Gene Ontology annotation, molecular function: actin filament binding. Bases 91 to 1263 code for a protein of 390 amino acids.